CACCGCCGCCGCCUGGGGCUCCCCCGUCCCUGCGGAGCCAACAGCAGCUCCAGCCACCGGCGCCUGGUCUCCCGGCGCUCGAGGCCCAGGAGCCGCGGGCCAGGACGCCCCCGAGGGUGUAGACCGCGCCCCAAGAGAGAAUGAUGGUCUUCAAAAUGAAGACUGGAGAAUUUUAAGUUCUCUAUAGGAAUUACAAAAAUUGAAGGAAAGAAAAUUUUCAAAAGGAAAUUGUUUUGAAAAGUAUGUUUACAACUAACUGAUUCUAUUGACUAUUUUUUUAAAUAAUAAAAUACUUUGAGAAGAUUAUAUUUAUGGUAAAAGGAAACUGGACUAACAAUGAGGCCAAAGACUUUUCCUGCCACAACUUAUUCUGGGAAUAGCCGACAGAGACUACAAGAGAUCCGUGAAGGGUUAAAGCAGCCAUCCAAGUCUUCGGCUCAGGGGCUGCCCGUGGGACCAAACAGUGACACUUCCCUGGAUUCCAAAGUCCUGGGGAGCAAGGAUGCCACCAGGCAGCAGCAGAUGAGAACCACCCCGAAGUUUGGACCUUAUCAGAAAGCACUCAGGGAAAUCAGAUAUUCCCUGUUGCCUUUUGCCAAUGAAUCAGGCACUUCCGCGGCUGCAGAAGUAAACCGGCAAAUGCUGCAGGAAUUGGUGAAUGCAGGAUGUGACCAGGAGAUGGCAGGCAGAGCACUCAAGCAGACCGGCAGCAGGAGUAUUGAAGCCGCCCUAGAGUACAUCAGUAAAAUGGGUUACCUGGACCCCAGGAAUGAGCAGAUCGUACGCGUCAUUAAGCAGACCUCCCCAGGAAAGGGCAUUGUGUCCACCCCGGUAACAAGGAGGCCCAGCUUCGAAGGCACAGGUGAAGCGUUCUCAUCCUACCACCAGCUGGGAGGUGCAGCCUACGAGGGCCCAGGCUUUGGCACAGAUGGCCCCGCGGGACUGGAGGAGGUGCCACGGCAGUAUAUGGACUUCCUCUUCCCAGGAGUUGGUCCCCACAGCCUGCCUGGCCACCAGCACCCCCCCAAAGCCUAUGGUGCCAGCAUGGAGGCAGCGGGAGCACAUUUCCCGGCCACCUGCCCCACCGGUCCGUCCCUGCCACUUCCAGGUGCACACUAUGGCCGCACGCACCUCCUAGUACCCGGGGAGCCUCUGGGCUACGGUGUGCAGCGCAGCCCCUCCUUCCAGAACAAGACGCCGCCCGAGUCGGGGGGCUAUGCCGGCCUGACUGCCAAGGGCCAGGGGGCCCCACCAGGCGCGGGCAUCGCCUUCCCCACGCCCACUGCCGGACUGUAUGGCCCGCAUGCGCACCAUAAGCAGGCUGGCCCCGCAGCCCACCAGCUGCAUGUGAUGGGUUCCCGGGGCCAGGUGUUCACUGGCGACAGCCCACCACAAAGCUUGCUGGUCCCCUCAAGAAACAGCCUCAAUGUGGAUCUGUAUGAGCUGGGCGGUCCCCCUGUGCAACAGUGGCCAGCAACUACACUGGCCCGCCGCGACUCGUUACAGAAGCCAGGCCUGGAGGCUCCACGCCAGCACGUGGCCUUCCGGCCUGACGGCCCAGGACCCAGCAGGACCAACUCCUUCAACAGUCAGCAGCCGCGAGCUGGUGCACCAGGCCAGGCCGAGCCUUCCCUGCCUGCCCCAAACACUGUCACAGCCGUGACUGCCGCGCACAUCUUGCACCCAGUUAAGAGCGUGCGGGUACUGAGACCUGAACCACAGACAGCCGUGGGGCCCUCCCACCCUGCCUGGGUGCCCGCACCUGCCCCAGCCGCUGAAGGCCUGGACUCGAAGGAUGAGCACGCCCUGGGCCUGGGAGCCACUGCUGUCUACCCACUGGAUGUGGAGUACAGUGGCCCAGACCGCAGAUGCCCACCUCCACCCUACCCCAAACACCUGCUGCUGCACAGCAAGUCCGAGCAAUACGACCUGGACAGCCUAUGUGCCGGUGUGGAGCAGAGCCUCCGUGCGGGCCCAACUGCAGAGCCUACGGAGAGGAGCGACAAGAGCCACAAAAGUGUCAAGGGGGACAAAGGUGGCAAGGAUAAAAAGCAGAUCCAGACUUCUCCAGUACCAGUCCGCAAAAAUAGCAGAGAUGAAGAGAAGAGGGAAUCCCGCAUCAAGAGCUACUCCCCCUAUGCCUUUAAGUUCUUCAUGGAACAACACGUGGAAAAUGUCAUAAAAACCUACCAGCAGAAGGUCAACAGGAGGUUGCAGCUUGAACAAGAAAUGGCCAAAGCUGGACUCUGUGAAGCUGAGCAGGAACAGAUGAGGAAGAUCCUUUACCAGAAGGAGUCAAAUUAUAACAGACUAAAGAGGGCCAAGAUGGACAAAUCCAUGUUUGUGAAAAUCAAAACCCUGGGGAUCGGUGCCUUUGGAGAAGUAUGCCUUGCUUGUAAGGUGGACACUCAUGCCCUGUAUGCCAUGAAGACCCUGAGGAAGAAAGACGUCCUGAACCGGAAUCAGGUGGCCCAUGUCAAGGCCGAGAGGGACAUCCUGGCUGAGGCAGACAAUGAGUGGGUGGUCAAACUCUACUACUCCUUCCAAGACAAAGACAGCCUGUACUUUGUGAUGGACUACAUCCCUGGAGGGGACAUGAUGAGCCUGCUGAUCCGUAUGGAGGUCUUCCCUGAGCACCUGGCCCGGUUCUACAUUGCAGAGUUGACUUUGGCCAUCGAGAGUGUCCACAAGAUGGGCUUCAUCCACCGAGACAUUAAGCCUGACAACAUUUUGAUAGAUCUGGAUGGUCACAUCAAACUGACAGAUUUUGGCCUCUGCACUGGAUUCAGGUGGACUCACAAUUCCAAAUACUACCAGAAAGGGAACCACAUCAGACAGGAUAGCAUGGAGCCCAGUGACCUCUGGGAUGAUGUGUCUAACUGUCGAUGUGGGGACAGACUGAAGACCCUGGAGCAGAGAGCACGGAAGCAGCACCAGAGGUGCCUGGCACACUCCCUGGUUGGAACCCCAAAUUACAUCGCACCAGAGGUGCUCUUGCGCAAAGGGUACACUCAGCUCUGUGACUGGUGGAGUGUUGGUGUGAUUCUCUUUGAGAUGCUGGUGGGACAGCCGCCAUUUUUGGCUCCUACUCCCACAGAAACCCAGCUAAAGGUGAUAAAUUGGGAGAACACGCUGCACAUUCCAUCCCAGGUCAAGCUGAGCCCCGAGGCAAGGGACCUCAUCACCAAACUCUGCUGCUCUGCUGACUGCCGCCUGGGGCGGGAUGGGGCAGAUGACCUGAAGGCCCACCCUUUCUUCAGCUCAAUCGACUUCUCCAAUGACAUCCGGAAGCAGCCCGCCCCCUACGUUCCCACCAUCAGCCACCCCAUGGACACCUCAAAUUUUGAUCCCGUAGAUGAAGAAAGCCCUUGGAAUGAGAAUAGUGAAGGCAGCACCAAGACCUGGGACACUCUCACCUCCCCCAAUAACAAGCACCCUGAGCAUGCAUUUUACGAAUUCACCUUCCGGAGGUUCUUUGAUGACAAUGGCUACCCUUUUAGAUGCCCAAAGCCUUCAGGAACAGAAGCUUCGAAGUCUGAGAAUGCAGAUUUAGAAACUUCUGAUCUGGUGGACCAGAGCGAAAGCUGCCAGCCAGUGUAUGUGUAGGCUGUGACCAGGUGCCCACAGCUCGUGUCUUCAGAGCCCGGGAGCCAUAGCAGGUUCCUGAACAGGCAGAUGGGAAGUGCAGCGUGACUUUGCAAUAAGUCUGUUGAUUAAUCACUUGAAAUUCUGGUCUUCACCAAGAAAACCCCAAACCAACAAGAAACUGAAGAAAAAAAAAAAAAGAGAGAGAGAGACUAAGUCUAGCAGAUCUUCUUUUCUAGAUUCUGUUUGAUGGGUGUCAGGAAGGUUCAACAGGUCUUGGGAUUGGCUUUGAGGGCCUUCACUGCAUUAAAAUAAGAUUUUUAACAGUUUAGUACAGUUUAGAAAGAGCACUUAUUUUGUUGAUAUCCAAUUUUUCUUACUAAAUUAUAGGGAUUAACUUCGACAAAUCAUGCUGCUGUUAUUUUCUACAUUUGUAUUUUAUCCAUAGCACUUAUUCACAUUUAGGAAAAGACAUAAAAAACUGAAGAACAUGUGAUAAGAAAUCUCUGUGCAAUAAUGUUUGAAAAAAAAAAAGAUAAAGCUCUGCUCAGAUGUCACGGAGACUGUUUUAUCCACACAAUGGUUUUUGUUUUGUAUUUUUUCCCACAUUUCAAAAUUGUGAUAUAAUGUUAAAAGCUGCUUUUAUUAUAAUUUUUUUUUGCUUUUUGCAUAUUAUAGUAUAAUAGAAAGUGUGAGCAAAGUGAUAUGGGUGUGAUUUCAGGUGUCUGGCGUGUGGAAAGUACUGCAUGAGCAGGGUUUUUCUAUUAUAAAAUUACCGUAUCUUGCCAUUCACAGCAGGUCCUGUGAAUAUGUUUUUACUGAGUGUUUUUAAAUGAGGUAUUUUAGACAAUGUGCUGAUAAUGUAUUGUGUGGGUGAAUUCUUCCUUAUGAUUGUAUCCCUUAUUGUUUUGUUAAAGAAAUGCAGAUGUGUAACUGAGAAGUGAUUUUUGUUUGUGUGUUGUCUUGGGUAUGAUUGGAUUCUUUGGGGAGUAAACAUAAACAUUUGUCAUGUACUAAACUUAUAUACAUCAAAAGGGAUUAAUUCAGCUAUACCAAAACAUUUUAAGUUAAUCAUAGAUCUGUGUCUAUUUCUUGCUCUUUUCAUUCUUGGUAUAGCUGGCAUGUGGAAUCCAGUAGCUACCCUACAACUUAACUUUUUCACCAACAGCCCACACUGAAAGCUUAAAUGAACAUUAGUCCUCCUGUUUUUAGACAGCUGAGAUGAAAUUGAACAAUCUUAUGGUUCUUUCCACAUUUUUUUUAGUGUGCUUUGAAGUAUCAAAGCUUGGUUUAAACAGUUUAUUUACACAAAUGUAUUGUUUAAAUCAUUUAAACAUUUUUCUAAAUGUAUUCUUUUGUAAAAAAACAAAAAUUCUUCAAAGUAACAUUGGAAUAAAAAAACAAUUAAGCCAUACAUAUUUUCUUAGAUGUAUAGGUGUAUAUAUAACUAUAUAGAUAAACACAAAAUAUUCCUUAUUUCAAAUUAGUAUGGUUCCUAUUUAAAGUGAUUUAUAUUUGAGUAAAAAGUUCAAUUCUUUUUUGCUUUUUAAAAGAACUGAUGCAUCAUAUUUUUCAUUAUAUUAUUCCACAUAUUUUUUCCUUGAAGUUCUUAGUGUAAUGUAUCCAUUAUUUAGUAUAUAUCUAGCAACAACACUUAUAUAAGUUUAUCAAUGUCUAAAAAAAAAUGAUUCCUGUGUACUGGUUUACAUUUGUAUGAAUGGCAUAUUCUGAAGUCUGCUGUGCUUGUAUCAUGACUUACAGUAUUUUCUCUAUUUUAUAGUAAUGCCAUGUUGUUAUUUACAGCGCUCUGACAUACUUUCAUGUGGUAGGUUCUUUCUCAGGAACUCAAUUUAACUAUUAUUUAUUGAUAUAUCAUUUGCCUUUGAAAAGCUUCUACUGGCACAAUUUAUUAUUAAAAUUUUGAGUCCAAAUGCCUUA
Marmota monax (woodchuck) is the source of this 5523-nucleotide messenger RNA. It is a transcript of the gene Lats2, whose product is annotated as large tumor suppressor kinase 2. The transcript is spliced from 8 exons. Gene Ontology annotation, molecular function: protein serine/threonine kinase activity; ATP binding; protein binding. Bases 337 to 3606 code for a protein of 1089 amino acids. NCBI's taxonomy places the organism in Eukaryota, Metazoa, Chordata, Mammalia, Rodentia, Sciuridae. The record is from RefSeq and is a predicted model, not a curated record. Gene Ontology annotation, cellular component: nucleus; spindle pole. Gene Ontology annotation, biological process: positive regulation of apoptotic process; G1/S transition of mitotic cell cycle; peptidyl-serine phosphorylation.